AUGGAAGAACCAGACAUCCAGGAUCAGAAUAUUCUGCAGAAUGCAUCCCCUGAGAUGCUUCAUCGAACCCCAGGGAUCAGGAGGCAGCAGACCAACACGGCGGAUGCGUUACUUGUGAACUUUGAAGGACCCGACGACUGCUACUCACCCUAUAACUGGCCCACGCACAAAAAGAUUGUCACGGCUUUUUUCUAUGGCUUUUUUUGCUUCACAUCCUCUCUCGCAUCUGGCAUUCUUUCACCAGCCGUGUCAGAGCUGGCCUUUCAUUUUCAUGUCUCGGUUGAGGUCGCAACACUUUGCUCUUCCACUCUCUUUCUCCUAGGCUACACCACAGGUCCCUUUGUCUGGUCGCCGAUGUCAGACUUUUAUGGCCGCAAAAUCCCGAUAGUCAUCUCGACGUUCGGCUUCGUUUGCUUCGGGGCCGGUUCUGCCACCGCAAAAGACUUCCAGACGUUAGCACUCUGUCGCUUCUUCCAAGGCGUCAUGGGAGCUUCUGCCCUGAUACUGCCGCUCUCGGCUUAUGCAGACUUCUGGAAAGGCGCUCACCGGGGUUAUGCGUCGAUCGCAUUCCUAGCUUCUGUGUUCGGUGCGCCAAUGCUUGCUUCUCCAUUGGCCGGGUUCACUGUAGACAACCAAUCGCUCGGCUGGCGUUGGUGCGCAUGGUGGACUGUCAUCCUGGGUGGAGGAGACCUCGUUGGGAUGGUGUUAUUCGCCUCCGAAUCCUACGCUCCGUACCUUUUGAAGCAGAAAGCAGUACGGUUGCGUGUCAGCACCGGAGAAUGGGCGAUUCAUGCCAAAAUCGAAGAACGGCACGAUACAUUGGGGCAGAUGUUGAAGUAUCUGUUCCAGAGACCCUUUAUCAUGGUGAGCAAGGAGCCGAUCUUGCUCUUCAUCUGCAUCUACGUGGCGUUUGUUUAUGCUUUGAUAUUCACGUUCUUGGUGUCCUAUGGGAUUGUUUUCGUCGAAGGUUAUCACAUGAAUCGUGGUCUGGGUGGGCUGCCUUUCUUUGGUAUCAUUACAGGCCUUGCAAUUUCGGCAGCCAUACACAUGGCUCAAGAGAGAAAAUACGCCCGCUGGAUUAAGGAAAAUGAUGGGAUCAUGAUUCCCGAGUGGCGAAUGCCUAUUUGCGUCACAGGAGCCGUGGCCUUCGCUGCCGGCUUGUUCUGGUUCGCCUGGACCGCUGCUUACCCCAGACAUGUGCAUUGGAGCAUUCCAACUGUCAGUGGAGUCGCAACUGGCUAUGGGCUUCUUACCAUAUUUAUUGGAUGCUUCAAUUUCAUUCUCGACAUAUACAAAACCAAUUCUGCGUCCGCCUUUGCGAUCGCAACCAUCUCACGUUCGGCUCUCGCGGCGGGAUUUCCUAUGUUUGCGAGACAAAUGUUCCACAAUCUAGGUGUGCAGUGGGCAAAUACACUGCUGGGCUGCCUCGCUACGCUCCUCAUCCCCGUCCCAAUAUGCUUCUGGGUAUGGGGAGCGCGGAUACGUGCACGAAGUACCUUCGCCGUGGACAAUGUCUUGCCCCCAGGUCCAGGGAGAAGUGGGGAGUGCCGCGAUGACACAUCUGAGGACAAAGACGUGGAGAGGGCAGGGAUGGAGAUGAAGCAAGCUGUAGAUGACGGCCUGGGAGCACAAGAGAGGGAUGAAGGUGGUCCAGAAAAGCACUUUGCAGGCUCCGACUCAACAAUAGCCAAAUUACGUCGGCGACAUUUGAACGGAUUGAACCUUGCAUUUCGAUCACCUUAUGUGCUUGGUGACCGCAUACAAACAGCUGCACACCAGCAACUUGCGUCGCCUCCAGCGUAUCUCGCCAUGCAGGACUCGAGAUACGUUCCCAAUCCCCUCCGGCCAUACUACGUCCCUCCAUCCAUUGGAACCGAUGCGCUGCCCAACGCCACCGCGGGUGCCUCGAAACCUAUUCCCCAAGGGACUGGUUUCACGUUUCCCGACAUCGACUAUUCCGACUACAUUUCGGAUACCUCGCCGUCUCUCCCGGGAUCAAUCAAAUCAAUAGUUGACCGCGCGUUAUGGAAAUAUGCAAAUGUCGUGCUUGCCCAGCCGUUUGAGGUUGCCAAGCUGAUUCUGCAGGCACGCGUUGCUCAAGAUGAUGAAGAGGAAGACAAAAAGCCGCGACGGAGGUAUACAUAUGGCGAAGGGGAAGACGAAGAGGCACAGGUGCACGACGAAUACGACCAAGAACAUUCAUCGGAUGACGAACCCAAUUAUUUCACGUCUACCGCGCCGUUUGAACAAUCGAUAUCGAGUCGCUCACCAGCUCGGGGUCGGCGUGGAAGGCCACCCCGAGAGACUGCGUCUUCACGCUUUCCCGACCGCCGUCAACAAGCCGAUGUACAGUUACACCUCAAGAACCCACAUUCUCUUUUCGAUGCACUGUCAUCUCUGUCGUCGAGUAGUGGAGCGUUGGCUAUGUGGCGGGCGACGAAUUCUACAUUUGUGUACAAUAUCCUGACACGGACUUUGGAGACCUUCUUCAGAAGUUUCCUGGCGGCUGUUCUUGGAGUGGCCGAGACUGAUAUUCUGAAUACGCCAGCACCGGGAGCAAUUCCCGACGUGUCUAUCCUCACCUCGACCGCCCCGGUGGUCACCAUCUUGAUCAGCACUGCGGCGGCGGCGUUGUCUGCCCUUGUCCUUGCACCAAUUGAUGCUGCCAGGACCAGACUCAUCCUCACACCGUCCAGUCAAGAGCCGCGGACACUACUCGGGACUCUACGGACACUUCCCACUCCGUACCUUAUUCCCAGCCACCUCAUCCCUAUCACUUUCUUCAGCUCAACUCUGCCAACACUGAUCUCUACAAGCACUCCGGUAUUUCUCAAGACUUAUCUCGGGCUGGAUCCCGUCAUCAAUCCCGCUACUUGGAGUGUUGCAACAUUUGUGGGAUCGGCGUUGGACCUAUCGAUCAAAUUUCCUCUGGAGACGGUCCUCCGUCGAGCACAGAUUGCCACCUGGACAUCCCCAGCGUAUGCACCACCUUCUUCAUCCUCCAAACGCAAAGUCGUCACGACCAUUGUGCCGGUGCCACAGUCCUACCGAGGAAUCCUACCGACCUUCUGGAGUAUCGCACGCGAAGAAGGUUACUCUGAGACUCGAAAGGACAAAACUGCCGCAUUAAUGGGCAAGGCCCCUAGGCGGAAGAGGAGAGGACAAGGGAUUGAAGGGUUGUAUCGCGGCUGGCGAGUUGGCCUAUGGGGAUUAGUGGGUGUCUGGGGAACAGCAUUCGUGGGAGGUCUGCAAGGCGGCAGCGAGUCCAAUGCUGCAGAAGCCGGUGUGCACGGUGGUAAGUUUUGA
Messenger RNA from Fonsecaea erecta, 3306 nucleotides. RefSeq lists its product as hypothetical. The transcript is spliced from 6 exons. Bases 1 to 3306 code for a protein of 1101 amino acids. The record is from RefSeq and is a predicted model, not a curated record. Gene Ontology annotation, biological process: transmembrane transport. Gene Ontology annotation, molecular function: transmembrane transporter activity. Lineage: Eukaryota; Fungi; Ascomycota; Eurotiomycetes; Chaetothyriales; Herpotrichiellaceae.